This is a messenger RNA of Leptidea sinapis, 1162 nucleotides long. Its product is annotated as enhancer of yellow 2 transcription factor-like. Gene Ontology annotation, cellular component: nuclear pore; SAGA complex; DUBm complex. The record is from RefSeq and is a predicted model, not a curated record. Gene Ontology annotation, molecular function: transcription coactivator activity; chromatin binding. The transcript has 2 exons. Gene Ontology annotation, biological process: regulation of transcription by RNA polymerase II; poly(A)+ mRNA export from nucleus; positive regulation of DNA-templated transcription. NCBI's taxonomy places the organism in Eukaryota, Metazoa, Arthropoda, Insecta, Lepidoptera, Pieridae. Bases 141 to 422 code for a protein of 93 amino acids.
UGAGUAUUUUUAAAUGCAAAAGCAAGCACUGAAAUUUGAAUUAAUUCGUAUACGGAUUUAAAUUGAGUACAACAGCUAGACCGUAUUAAAUCUAAGUGUAAACGAAUUAUUGAUAUAUUUUAAUAAGACUUCUUUGUAUUAUGACUGUUAACAAUACCAUUGCUCACCAACGUCUUAUUUUAAGCGGAGAUCGUGAAAGGUUCAAAGAAUUACUAAGAAAACGACUUAUAGAAUGUGGAUGGAGGGAUCAAGUGAGAAUGUUAUGCAGAGAAGUCGUCAAAGAAAAUGAGAACAUUAAUAUGACGUUUGACUCACUAGUUACAAGAGUUACACCGAGAGCUAGGGCAUUAGUCCCAGACACUGUCAAGAAAGAACUUCUGCAAAAAAUUAAGACACAUUUACUAACACAGAAUGAUCAAUAGUAAAAACAGAUAAGAAUCAUGCCACCUUGAUAGUAGGUUCAACCCUCCGUGCCAGAGAUACAUACAUUUUUAAUGUUGACUAACAGACCCUUCAGCUAAGGAUUUCUGGGUACAGGAGGCUUUAAGUACAGAAUGUAUACAAUUUUUCAUGUACCUUCAACAUAGUACAUUCACACUAGACAUUUACCAGUAUGAGGCUCCUUUGCACUGGAGGUUGGCUAGAUUUUGGGUACCACAACAGCGGCUAUUUCUUCCGUAAAGCAGUAAUGUGUACACAUUACUGUGUUUUGGUCUGAAGGGUGCCGUAGCUAGUGACAUUACCGGGUAAAUGAGACUUGACAUCUUAUGUCUCAAGGUAACAAGUGCAGUAUGAGUACCAACUCAGAAUUUUUGUGAUUUUCAAUAAUCCUGAUAGAAACUGUAUUGCAAUGGGCAGGGUGUAUCAAUUACCAUCAGCUGAACAUCCUGCUCGUCUCUUCUUUAUUUUCAUUUAAAAAAAAAUAUGUGCUCAACUAUCAAGUCACCAGUUUUCUGGGUUGUUGUGGAAAAACUUCGUGUAUAUCAUUGUACCUAGCUUCAAAAUAUAAAAUAUAUAAGAAAAAUUAGUUUAUGAAAGAUCAUGAGACCCUUCACUUGCCAUCAUAAUUUCUCUAGGUGGCAUGUUUCUGAUUACACCAAACCCAAAUUGUAAACCAAGAUACUUUAUAUUUAAGAAAUAAAACUACUAAUUUAGCAACCAA